Molecule: messenger RNA, 804 nt
Organism: Capsicum annuum
Lineage: Eukaryota; Viridiplantae; Streptophyta; Magnoliopsida; Solanales; Solanaceae
Exons: 2
Coding region: 1-804 (267 amino acids)
Molecular function (GO): acetylglucosaminyltransferase activity
Source: RefSeq, a predicted model, not a curated record
AUGGCUCGGGUUUAUGAUUCCAGUUUUACCGGAGCUCCAUCAAGCUUGGCUGAGAUAAAAUUGAGAAGAAAAAGAUCGACGACGACGCUUUUCAGCGAACCAAGUCGCCGAAACAGUGACCAGCGAUCUGAGACACUCACUGUCUCUCUCGAUUUCACCCUCUCUUCUCGAUCGACCUCUGCAUCAUGCGUGUGUGAACUAAUUCAAUCAAAUUUGUGCGUGGGUUCAUCAAACACAUGGGGUGAAAGAAAAAGUUACAUAAAUUCUUGGUGGAAACCAAAUAUAACUAGGGGAUAUCUUUACUUGGAUAGAACCCCAAAUGAGCACUUACCAUGGCCUAUUGCCUAUCCCCCUUAUAGAAUUUAUAGUGACAAUUCGCGAUACGCGCCUUACAACAAACAUGCAGCGCCAUUCGCGAUUAGAAUGAUAAGUGUAAUUGAGGAGACAUUCGCGGAGGACCAUGGCCACCGAGUCAGGUGGUAUGUUAUGACUGACGACGACACUGUGUUAUUGAUUGACAAUUUGGUUAGCGUGCUCUCGAAGUAUGAUCAUACAAAAUACUAUUAUGUUGGGAUGAAUUCAGAGUGUGUUGUGAGUAAUUUUGGGAAUUCAUUUCAAAUGGCAUUUGGUGGUGCUGGUUAUGCUUUGAGUUACCCUUUAGCACAAGCUGUGGCUAAGAACAUGGAUACAUGCAUUAAGAGUUAUCCAAAUGUGUAUGGAAGUGACCACAUGUUACAAGCAUGCAUUGCUGAUUUAGGAGUCACCAUUACACUAGAAAAAGGGUUUCAUCAGGUGAGUAAUUAA